UCAAACCCGUCGACCAACCCCCUUUGAGUAAAGGCGUCGUCGUAUCUCCACCACAAACUCUCUCUUUUUUUUUUCUACCUCUCAUUCACCUUCUUCAUCUUUCUGGCGACACUGUCGUUGAUCUCUUCCUUCACGACCACCUCUCAACUCCAUAUCCUUCCGUCUCUUCGAGUGAAACGUCGGUGGCGGUCAGCAACCGUGCUACAGGGAUAUUUCUCUUGUAAGAAAAAUCCCGCACGACCGUUAGCGGCCAGACGCAAACAACCCCUCCCUUGUUUUCAUUUAUCAUCUCCGACUCUUUUUUUAAACACCUGUCUUAUCCUCUUUCCUCUUUAAUUUCUUUCUUCACAUCUAUCCUUCUUCCAUCUACCUAACUCUCACAUCUACAUCCAUCAUGUCCGACCCAGAGAAGGUGGGCGAGGAAAUCCCCACAAAAGAGUCAUCGGUUGAGAACAAAGUCUCCGGUGAUGCACCUGCAAUGGACGAGGCGCCCGAGAAGAAGAAGCGCGAGUACAAAGAGAUGGAGGAGAAACAUACCGGUGAUCAACAUGCCAAAGUUGACAUGAACACUAUCCAAUUGACUGCUUCCGACCUGUAUGACAAAGACAAGGUCGACAUUGAGCACAUCGUCAUGGAGGAGGUCCUUCAACUCCUUCAAUGUGACGAGGGUGGUCUUACCGAGGCUGAGGCUCAAAAUCGUAUCGGCAUUUUCGGACCCAAUAAAUUGGAAGAAAAGAAAGAAAAUGUCUUAUUACAGUUCCUUUCCUUCAUGUGGAACCCCCUUUCCUGGGUCAUGGAGGGUGCCGCCCUCGUCGCCAUCGCUUUGUCAAAUGGUGGAGGUACCCCUCCCGAUUGGCAAGAUUUCGUCGGUAUCGUUCUCCUUCUGUUGAUCAACUCUACCAUCGGUUUCGUCGAAGAACGUAACGCUGGUAAUGCCGUCAAAGCUCUUAUGGACUCUCUUGCCCCCAAGGCCCGUGUCAAGCGUGACGGUGUGUGGCGAGAAGUCGAAUCUUCCGAACUCGUGCCCGGUGAUCUCGUUGCAUUCAAGCACGGUGAUGUCUGUCCCGCCGACUGUCGAUUGACCGAAGCCAUUGAUGUCUCUAUGGACCAAGCAGCUCUUACCGGAGAGUCCCUCCCUUCCGGCAAAAAGCUCGGUGACGAAUGUUUCUCUGGGUCUACUUGUAAACAGGGUGAGGCCGAGGGUAUCGUCAUCUCCACUGGUCCCAACACUUUUUUCGGUCGCGCUGCAACUCUCGUCGGUCAGGACAACGACCAAGUUGGUCACUUGCAGAUGGUUCUCGCCCGUAUUGGUACUUUCUGUCUCGUCUCCAUCGGCCUCUUCGUCUUGCUCGAGAUCCUCAUCUUGUACGCCGACUUCCGAUACUCUUACCGUCGUGGUCUCAACAACAUUCUGGUCCUCUUGAUCGGUGGUAUUCCCAUUGCUAUGCCUACCGUGUUGUCUGUCACCCUUGCCGUCGGUGCGCAACAGCUCGCCAAGCACAAGGCCAUCGUCACCCGUAUCACUGCCAUCGAAGAGCUUGCCGGUGUUACCAUCCUUUGCUCAGACAAGACCGGUACAUUGACCACCAACAAGCUCACCAUUGACAAGGAGAACGUCAAAUGCUAUUCGACCUUUGACGUAGAGGGUGUGUGUCUGCUCGCUGCCUACGCCAGUCGUACCGAAAACCAGGAUGCCAUUGAUGGCUGUGUCGUUGGAACUCUUUCGGAUCCUGCUCUUGCCCGCAAAAACAUGAAGCUCCUCGAUUUCAAGCCUUUCAACCCCGUCGACAAGCGUACCGAAAUCACCUACCUCGACGAGGCUGACGGCAAGCUCAAGCGUGCCACCAAAGGUAUGACUGGUAUCAUCAUCGAACUUUGCACUCGUGACAAGACCAACGAACUUGAAGACAAACUUGAAGCCGAUGUGGAAGAAUUCGCUCGCCGUGGUCUCCGUGCCCUCGCCGUCGCCUAUGAGGACGUUUUGGGCUCGGAGAAGGACUCUCCCGGGUCUGGUUUCGCGCUUGUUGGUCUGCUCUCCAUCUUUGACCCUCCUCGUUCAGACACGAAACAGACUAUCGACGAUGCCAUGGCUCUCGGUGUCAAGGUCAAGAUGGUCACCGGCGAUCAACUUGCCAUUGCCAAGGAAACUGGUCGUCGUCUCGGUUUGGGUGAUCACAUGUACCCUGCUAAAGUGCUCAAGGAUGGACCCGAACCCGGCAGCAAGUUCGCCAACCUGGAUGAGAUGAUUAUGGACGCCGACGGUUUCGCCGGUGUGUUCCCCGAGCACAAAUUCGAAAUUGUCAAGCGUAUCCAAGGUCUCGGUCAUCUUUGUGCCAUGACUGGUGACGGUGCGAACGAUGCUCCCGCUUUGUCUCGUGCCAACGUUGGUAUUGCCGUCGAAGGUGCCACGGACGCUGCCCGUGGUGCUGCCGACAUUGUCCUCACUGAGCCCGGUCUUUCUACCAUCGUUCACGCUAUCUACGGUUCUCGUGUCAUCUUCCAACGUAUGAGGAAUUACGCCGUCUACGCUUGUGCCGUCACCAUCCGUAUCGUUCUCUGCUUCGCCAUCAUGGCCUUUGCUUGGAAAUUCGACUUCCCGUCAUUCAUGAUUCUUAUCAUUGCGGUUCUCAACGACGGUACCAUCAUGACGCUCUCGCUCGACCGAGUGUUGCCUUCGACCACUCCUGACUCUUGGGAUCUCGCCGAGGUGUUCGCCUAUGGUAUUGGAUACGGUAUCUACCUGACCGGUUCGACCCUUGCUCUCUUCGGCGCAAUGCACCACACGACCUUCUUCGAGAGCAAAUUCCACGUCAACCCCGUCGGUAAAGAUGUCAACGAUCCUCAAGCACACAUGGUCAUCUACCUUCAGGUCGCCAUCAUCUCUCAGGCUCUUAUCUUUGUCACCCGUUCUCACGGUUUCUCCUGGACCGAGCGACCUUCCGUUGCCCUCAUGCUCGCCUUCUGCUUGGCCCAGCUUGUCUCUUCUAUUAUCGCCGGAUUCGGUGACUGGGGUUUCACUCAAGUGCACUCUAUCUCUGGUGGUUGGAUUGGUAUCGUCUGGAUUUGGAACAUUGUUUGGUACUUCCCUCUCGAUUUGGUCAAGUUCGCUCUCAAGAGGACGGUCAUCGCUGCGCUUCAACGUCGUAAGGCUCGUCGUGCCGCUCCCCCUAUCGUCGACGAGAAUGGCGAACGUCUUCACCGUACCGCCUCCAGGGUCGAGUCUCUCUACUCGAACCGAACCAACUUCCUUGCUCGUGCUGCCAACCGUCUCAAGGGAAAUGCUCAUGUCCACAUGUCUACGAACGAGUUGCAACGAUUCUCUUCGAUUCAGGCUCAACAGUCUGGUGCGGCUCUUCAGCGCGCUCACUCGAGACCUGCGCAGGCAUAGACGACAUCCAACAUGAUCAUCUUUUACAUUCGCAUCCCCUCAUACCUUUGCAUCCCUUUUGCCCUGAUGGAAUCUUUUUCAGUCCGAGAGUCGUGUGCAUUCCCUUGCCAUAGGGUCAUCUUUGUAGAGAACGUCCUCCCUCUGCGUCCCCUCCUUCUUCACUUCACACUACUUCCUUCAUGGGACCUAUCCCGGUCCCUUGUCAUCCUCGGUACUUGUUAUCCCUAAUCGUCAGUAUCGUAUUGUCACUGAGCAUCGAAUGCAGCGAAUUAGACAUACC
Messenger RNA from Tremella mesenterica DSM 1558, 3668 nucleotides. Its product is annotated as plasma membrane H+ ATPase. Gene Ontology annotation, molecular function: P-type proton-exporting transporter activity; ATP binding; ATP hydrolysis activity. Lineage: Eukaryota; Fungi; Basidiomycota; Tremellomycetes; Tremellales; Tremellaceae. Gene Ontology annotation, cellular component: plasma membrane. The record is from RefSeq and is a predicted model, not a curated record. The coding region runs from base 395 to 3388 and encodes 997 amino acids. Gene Ontology annotation, biological process: proton export across plasma membrane; regulation of intracellular pH. The transcript has 7 exons.